UAUAUAUAUAUAUAUAUGUAUGUAGAUAUAUCUAUAAAUCCUUGCGUGUAUAUGCACUGGUGUGCGUGCGAACACUGUGAGCAAAGUAAAAUAAAAUAAGACAGCGUGUGAACGCUCGUGUGCAGUAAUACGAACUAAAUUAAAUACUGUGCGAUACAAAGAAAAACGGUGAAAAUACUUCAUAUAUAUGUACAUAUGUAUAAAGAUAUAUAUCUAAAAUUGCGAGUUCCAACGGUGCAUGCACGUAAUUAAGGAGAAUUUAAAGGAAGCGGAUAUUACAAACGUAAAUUACCCGGGUCAUUAAGGCACUUGACGGUGAAAAACGUAAUCAAGGCAACAAAAAAAAAAAAAAAAUCCUCGAAAAAAGGACGAUAAAAAAAACCAAACGUUUGCUCAUUACGUUCGCUCGUAUCGUUGCCGCUGUUGUUAUAAAACACUAGAAAAAAUGAGGUGUUUACUUUUGAUCACCACCGCUUGUCUGGUGUUGAUGUCAUCCGGUCUGAGCGGCGCUGAUGCCAAGAAAAAGAAAUAUGUAGGCGAAAAUGGUGGCGACUUCGAGUUUAUCGAUGAGAUAAAUAAAAACUCGCAAGUACAAUCGAAGAGCAUCAACGGCGAACGCAAGCGCUGGAUCCACGAUCCCACAAGUGACCUUUGUCGGCCGUUAAAUUGCAAAAAACGUGAAAUUUGCCUGUUGGAGGAUGAGUACAGCGCAGUGUGCGUUUCGAAGCGUGACUUACACAAGAAUCGUGAUGAAAUAAUCACGAAAGCCAAGUACUUGGAAGAGGAGGCGGCUAAGCGACGCGCAAACAAGGACAUCACCAACCACAACAAUAACAACAAUAACGACAAUGACAAUGAUGAUGAGGAUGCAAAGAAUUUUAGCUCCGAUGAGGAUUCCCGUGAGGACGAUGUCUUUUAUGAGAACAACAACACAGCCGGCGAUAAGGACGACGACGAGGAUGAAGACAAUUGUAAGCCCUGCCCGGUGGCUAAGCCAACUUUCUUAUGCGGCGCCGACAACCGUACAUACUCAUCGCUAUGCAGAUUGGAUUACCACAACUGCAUACAUUCAACAAUCAUAAGGAUAGCCUGCAAGGGAUUCUGUCCAUGCAAGGAAAAUACCGAUGGUAAACGCUUGCAGCGUUUGAAUGAGCGCCAAAGCGCUUUCAAUGCCAAAUAUAAGAAGACAAUUGAACAACAACAGCAGCAGCAACAACAACAGCAGAAACAACAAAUGCAACAACAACUCAUGUACAAGGACAACAGCAAUAGUAAUAAUAUUUUGGGCAACUCGAACGAUAAUUUGGACAACACUUUGAAUAGCAACAAUUUUAAUGCUAUUAUGGAUGAUAAGGAUGAUAACAAUCGGCAUUACAAUCACAUAAAUUCGCAAUUCACAUUCACACCGGAGGAAAUCAAAUACGAUAAUAAACACUAUAAGUACCUCAAGUAUACCGCCUACAAGAAGGACAGCCAAUAUCCAGAGGAUAAACAUAAAAUUCGUGGUUAUAAUGAGGUUAUCGAGAAACCACAAAAAUACAACAAAAAUAGCCUGAACAAUGGUUUCCCAUCCAAAUCGCCCGAAUGUAAACCACAACAGCUGACCGCUAUCGGCAAUCGCCUGCUUGAUUGGUUUUCUGUCAUAAUGGCUGACAGCAAGAAACGCCGUCAGCAUAGCCAAAAAUCGAAGGCGCAUUUCCCACCCGCUUGCAAGACCGAAGCUAAAUGGAUGUUUGGUCAUUUGGAUUUGAACAACGAUGGCUAUUUGUCGCUACAGGAAAUGUACGAUUUGGAACAUGAUCAGAAUGAGCGCUGCAUUAAACCAUUCAUCGAUACUUGCGAUCUUGAUCAGGACAAUUCGAUUAAUACGCGCGAAUGGUGCCGUUGCUUCGAGAAGACCGAUCGCCCAUGCGCCGCGGUUCGACGAAGAAUCGCUGGCGACUUUGCAGGCGCCUAUGCACCGGAUUGCGAUGUUCAGGGCUUCUAUAAGCCUACCCAGUGUCACAACUCCGUCGGCGUUUGCUGGUGUGUGGACAAGCAUGGAGUCGAAUUCGCCAACACACGCACCCGAGGCAAACCCAACUGUGGUAAGUUGUUGCAUGACAAAUUUGUAAAUUCAUUUGUUCACAUCAAGGCACAG
Rhagoletis zephyria (snowberry fruit fly) is the source of this 2140-nucleotide messenger RNA. RefSeq names its product Proteoglycan Cow (gene Cow). Gene Ontology annotation, biological process: anatomical structure development. Gene Ontology annotation, molecular function: calcium ion binding; protein binding; collagen binding. Lineage: Eukaryota; Metazoa; Arthropoda; Insecta; Diptera; Tephritidae. The record is from RefSeq and is a predicted model, not a curated record.